AUGCGUGCCAUGUCGACAACAUAUUACAUAUACGCGAACCCGCAGUAAUAACGACGAUAGCCAACCGAGACCGAGGCAGUGCACGCAUGCACGGGCGCCAUGGAGAUGAUAAGCCGCAGCCUGCAGAGCGUGAGCCCGGACGUGAGCGUCUACUUCUCCGGCGGGUCCUCCCGGCGGCGGAGCGGGGCAGGGGAGAGCGACGAUGAGGAGGCGCUGCGGUGGGCGGCGCUGGAGCGGCUGCCGUCGUUCGAGCGGCUGCGCACGGGCAUCCUGCGGUCCGAGGCCCAGGCCGGGCGCCGGCGGUUCGCGCACGAGGAGGUGGACGUGCGCAUGCUGGAGGGCCCCCAGCGGCAGGCCUUCGUGGAGAGCGUCUUCCGGGUCGCCGACGAGGACAACGAGCGCUUCCUCAAGAAGCUCCGCGCGCGCAUUGAUCGCGCGGGCAUCGUGAUCCCGACGGCGGAGGUGAGGUUCAAGAGCCUGAACGUGGAGGCGGAGUGCCACGUCGGGAGCCGCGCGCUGCCGACGUUGGCGAACGCGACGCUGGACACGGUGGACGCCAUGCUGGGGCUCGCCGGGGUCAGCCUCGCCAAGACCAAGACCCUCCACAUUCUCAAGGACGUCUCAGGCGUCGUAAGGCCGUCCAGGAUGACACUCCUGCUCGGCCCACCGUCUUCAGGCAAGACGACGCUUCUGCUGGCGCUGGCCGGCAAGUUGGACCCCACUCUGAAGGUGCGCGGGGAGGUGACGUACAACGGCUACGCCCUGGACGAGUUCGUGCCGCAGAAGACGGCGGCGUACAUCAGCCAGAACGACGUCCACGCCGGCGAGAUGACCGUCAAGGAGACCCUCCACUUCUCCGCCAGGUGCCAGGGGGUAGGCCACAGAUACGAGUUGCUCCAGGAGCUGACCAAGAAGGAGAGGCAGCUGGGGAUUUAUCCUGACCCAGAGGUUGACCUCUUCAUGAAGGCCACUUCAGUCGAAGGGAGCACACUGCAGACAGACUACAUUCUCAGGAUCCUCGGGCUGGACAUGUGCGCCGACGUCAUGGUCGGCGACGACAUGCGGACCGGCAUCUCCGGCGGGCAGAAGAAGCGCCUCACAACAGGGGAGAUGCUGGUCGGCCCGACCAAGGUGCUGUUCAUGGACGAGAUAUCCACCGGCCUGGACAGCUCCACCACCUACCAGGUCGUCAGGUGCAUCCAGCAGAUUGUCCACCUGGGCGAGGCUACCGUGCUGGUGUCGCUGCUGCAGCCCGCGCCGGAGAUCUUCGACCUCUUCGACGACGUCAUGCUGCUCUCCGAGGGGCAGAUCGUCUACCAGGGUCCCAGGGAGUACGUGCUCGAGUUCUUCGAGAGGUGCGGCUUCCGCUGCCCCGAGAGGAAAGGAGCUGCUGAUUUCUUGCAAGAGGUUACAUCAAAGAAAGAUCAGGCGCAAUACUGGAUACAGAAUGAAAAGCCUUAUCACUAUGUAUCAGUACCUGAAUUUGUUUUAAAGUUCAGGAAAUUUCACAUGGGGAAGAGCCUAAAAAAGCAGCUUUCGGUUCCUUUCAACAAGAGAAAAAUCCACAAAUCUGCUCUGGUUUUCUCCGAUCAGUCUGUUUCAACUUCAGAGCUUCUCAAGACCUCGUUCUCCAAAGAAUGGCUUCUCAUGCAGAGAAACUCAUUUAUCUACGUUUUCAAAAUAGUCCAGGGAAUCAUAGUUGCUCUAGUAGCAUCAACGGUUUUCUUGCGUACAACGCUCCAUGAAGAUAAUGAGGAAGAUGGCCAAGUCUACCUAGGGGCACUUAUAUUUAUCAUGAUAGCUAACAUGUUCAAUGGUUUUGCCGAGGCAACCCUUACUCUCGCAAGGCUACCUGUAUUCUACAAACAUAGAGAUUUUCUAUUCUAUCGGCCAUGGCAUUUUACACUUCCAAAUGUUCUCCUGAAAGUCCCUAUGGCCUUGCUUGAGUCAAUAAUUUGGGUUGUAAUAACCUACUACCUCAUAGGCUUUUCCCCUGAAGCUAGCAGGUUCUUCAAACAUCUGCUUAUAGUAUUCUUGAUCCAGCAGGCGGCUGGAGGAUUGUUCAGGCUUGUUGCUGGCUUAUGUAGGACUGUUGUCGUCACUAAUACCGCUGGAUCUCUUGCCCUUCUGAUCAUAUUUGUAAUGGGAGGAUUCAUCCUACCAAGAGAUGCAAUUCCAAAAUGGCUGGUAUGGGGUUAUUGGUGUUCACCUCUUACGUAUGCAUACAUUGCUCUUGCUGUCAAUGAGAUGGAUUCUCCGAGGUGGCUGGACCAAUCUAUAGCUGAUGGAAGGCCAUUGGGAGUGGCAGUUCUAGAAAAUGCAGGUGUAUUCACUGACAAGGAGUGGUACUGGAUUGGAGCAGGUGCCCUUCUAGGGUUCACCGUUGUGUUCAAUGUGCUAUUCACACUAUCGCUCAUGUACCUGAACGCUAUUGGAAAACCGCAAGCCAUCUUGCCUGAAGAAACUGAUGGAUUUCCAGAGAAUGACUUUGAGCAAAAGAAGGAGCCACAUAUAACACAGAGAACUACGGUUCGAACAACAGAACCUACAUCCCCGAACUCAAUCAUCACAUUGGAUAAGGUGCUUGAACAAUUACGUGGCCGUUCCCCAAAUACUUCUGAUAGGUCUGUUGGAUAUGCUCCAGGAAGAGGGAUGGUUCUUCCGUUUGAACCUCUCUCCAUGUCUUUCAAUGAGAUAAACUACUAUGUUGACAUGCCUGCGGAGAUGAAGACUCAAGGAGUAACCGCUGAUAAGCUUCAGCUGCUGUCAGGGAUAUCUGGCGCUUUUCGCCCUGGGGUUUUGACUGCCCUUAUGGGUGUGAGUGGAGCUGGAAAGACCACCCUCAUGGAUGUCUUGUCUGGGAGGAAGACUGGUGGAUACAUUGAAGGGGAAGUCUACAUAUCUGGUUACCCUAAGAACCAAGCAACAUUUGCAAGAAUGUCGGGUUACUGCGAGCAAAAUGACAUCCACUCUCCACAGAUCACAGUCAGAGAGUCGCUACUCUUCUCUGCUUUCCUGCGCCUGCCUAAGGAGGUCACUGAUCAAGAGAAGAAGGUAUUUGUGGAUGAAGUAAUGGAACUAAUUGAACUGAGCGGUCUCAAGGAUGCUAUUGUGGGUCUCCCUGGUGUGAACGGUCUGUCGACUGAACAAAGAAAGAGGUUGACUAUUGCUGUAGAGCUUGUGGCAAACCCCUCAAUUAUCUUCAUGGACGAACCAACUUCAGGUCUUGAUGCAAGAGCUGCCGCAAUUGUCAUGAGAACUGUUCGAAACACUGUCAAUACUGGAAGAACUGUUGUCUGCACCAUCCAUCAACCAAGUAUAGACAUUUUUGAAGCUUUUGAUGAGCUGCUAUUACUGAAAAGAGGAGGUCAAGUCAUAUAUUCUGGACCGUUGGGUAGGAACUCCCAUAAAGUUGUCGAAUACUUUCAGGAAAUUCCUGGAGUCCCAAAGAUCAAAGAGAAGUGCAACCCAGCUACAUGGAUGUUGGAUGUAAGCUCUGCAGCAGCAGAAGUUCGACUGAAGAUUGAUUUUGCCGAAAGUUACAAAUCUUCGACUAUGCAUCAGCGGAAUAAAGCAUUAGUCAAAGAGCUGAGCAAGCCACCUCCUGGUACCAGCGACCUUUACUUCCCUUCUCAAUACUCACAGAGUUCCUUUGGUCAGUUUAAAUUCUGUCUCUGGAAGCAAUGGUGGACUUACUGGAGAAGUCCUGAUUACAACCUCGUCAGGAUGUUCUUUGCAUUUGUUACGGCCUUAGUGCUGGGGGUUAUAUUCUGGAGGGUUGGUCUAAAGAUGAGGAGCUCGGGUGAUCUUUUAGUCAUUGUGGGAUCAAUGUAUGCCGCUGUCAUGUUCGUUGGCUGCGAGAAUUGUAUCUGUGUUCAACCUGUUGUUGCUGUGGAAAGGACUGUAUUUUACAGAGAGCAAGCAGCUGGAAUGUACUCAGCUAUACCCUAUGCCCUCGCUCAGGUAGUUGUGGAGAUACCAUAUGUGUUCGUUGAGACUCUGGUUUAUACUCUUAUCGUCUACCCGAUGAUGUCUUUCGAGUGGACACUAGUAAAGUUCUUCUGGUUCUUCUAUGUUUCAUUCUUCACCUUCCUGUAUUUCACUUACUAUGGCAUGAUGACUGUCUCCAUAUCGCCAAAUGGUCAAGUUGCUUCUAUAUUUGCCGCUGCAUUCUACUCCUUUUUCAAUCUCUUCUCAGGGUUCUUCGUUGCAAGAUCGAAAAUCCCAAAAUGGUGGAUUUGGUACUAUUGGCUUUGCCCGGUGGCAUGGACAGUUUACGGGCUUGUUGUGUCACAGUACGGGGAUGUGGAAGAUCUUAUCAAGGUGCCUGGUCAACCCGAUCAGCAAGUCUCAGCUUUCAUCAAGAGCUACUUCGGUUAUGAUAACGACUUCAUGGGCGUCGUGGCGGUUGUGCUGGCUGGCUUCACUGUCUUCUUCGCUAUGAUAUAUGCUUACUGCAUAAAGACGUUCAAUUUCCAACAGAGAUAGAAACAAUGUGCGUCCAUUUUGUCAUGUAGAUUGCCAUGUGCACUACCCUUGUUAUAGUGUUAGUUUUGCUGCCCAUGGUUAUGCCCUGGUGUUUGAGCGAAUGGGUAGCUGAAGCAAGGAAGCAUUGUGCAAGACCAUGUAGUCUUUUUGUAUCUGAUAAUAUUUUAAAUGAAACCGUGCAAAAGUUAAGGGUCAAACAUAAAA
Triticum urartu is the source of this 4692-nucleotide messenger RNA. RefSeq names its product ABC transporter G family member 38. Gene Ontology annotation, cellular component: membrane. Lineage: Eukaryota; Viridiplantae; Streptophyta; Magnoliopsida; Poales; Poaceae. Gene Ontology annotation, molecular function: ATP hydrolysis activity; ABC-type transporter activity; ATP binding. The record is from RefSeq and is a predicted model, not a curated record.